Messenger RNA from Bombus terrestris (buff-tailed bumblebee), 9257 nucleotides. Its product is annotated as alkaline phosphatase. The record is from RefSeq and is a predicted model, not a curated record. Gene Ontology annotation, biological process: dephosphorylation. The coding region runs from base 3262 to 5016 and encodes 584 amino acids. Gene Ontology annotation, molecular function: alkaline phosphatase activity. NCBI's taxonomy places the organism in Eukaryota, Metazoa, Arthropoda, Insecta, Hymenoptera, Apidae. The transcript has 9 exons.
GCCGGCUAUCUGUACGUAUCGUGCACUCUGUAUCAGACUGUAAUUUUGUCACAUAAAUUUUAUGUCAAAUUUACGAUGCGCUGUCCACGGCGAGGAGAACUAAAUCGUCUAAUGACAAACUGCGUCCGUUAUCGGCGCGACUUUGCUCAAUUAUUUGUUGGCGAUGUUCACACGUGUAUUAUCGAAAGCUGCACGGAUUUAUUCUUAUGCGAUCUCCUUUAUGCCGUAUUUCAUCGAUACCACUUCGAUUUUUCUGGUUCAAUUAGUUUAAUGUCGAAUCUUCUAGUCUAGUUCGCAGUCGUGGAAUACGAAAUUAAUUUUGAAUAAUAAUUUAUAAGAAACGAUAUCUGAAACUUAACGGGAAUUCGGUUUUACUGUAAAAUUUAUUCGAAAUCGAUUGCAGUUAUUUUGACAACACGUAGGUGUACAUUAGCGAAAAAUAUAUAUUUGCAAAAUGAUAACGACAAAACGAUGGGCAUGUUUUCAAUACCUUACAAUUAGUUACAGGCUUUUACACUAAACGGAAAUGUUUUCGAAAUGCUCGGUUUUUCACGCAGCUACAGUUUCACACAAAUGUUUGAAAAUUAAACAAAUCGUUAAAAAAUUAAUGGCACGAAUACCACGCGUUGUUUUAUUUCUAAAGUUGGCCGUGGUGACCCAGUUUAAUCCAUUUUAAACGAAAAUAAAUCAUCGAUAUUGGUAAAUUGGAUAAUUAAGCCCAGAGGUCAGCUGUAACUGCGAUUGUUCCUUUUCGUUGCCAAAUAUGGCACAAUGCACAUGACGAUGUAACGUAAAACGAAGAAUUGAAAAAGAUAAAACAUCGAAAUUCGUUUCGAUGUUCGGGCCGACAGAAUUGUAACUGUUAUAAAACAGCUUGCAGUACAAGAGCGCAGCGAAACGGAUAGGUUGUAAAUUAAAGUGAAUUAGUUAAAAAGAGCGUUAAAUCGGCCAACAUAGCCAGCUAUGUUGUUACUUUAUGGUUUUCGGCUUGUAUCCAUGAUCACCCGUUCGGUUCAUUGCAUCUGGCAAUAACAGCUGCUGGAGCAUAGCGAUCACACGUAGUUUCACACUUCGGUUUAAUACUGGUACAACAGGCUUAUAACGAGAGCAGUCCGAGUUGUAUUACGUUCACAUCUAGUACCUGCUUGUUUCAGGCUCGUUUUGAUUUACGACGCUCGUUGCUUUACGGAUUCGUUGUUAUUAGGCUAUGAGAACGCAAAGAAUCGCAGCUGUUGCUCACACCAUUAACGUUCCUUCAUCGAACUCUUUCAUUUUCAUGCCUUUUUCAAUUUGGAUUCCGUACUACGAUACAUCCAUCGUUAUCGGUCGUUCUCAGCGUUUUAACUUAUCAUCUCACUGCCUCGGUUUAAUUGACUACGCAAAGAACAAGUUUCACGACCCAUUUGUACCUGAUCCCAGAAAAUAUCAUGAAACUCGAUUUUGAAUUGAGAACAAGCGCGAGUCACAUGCAACGAUUCACCCUCGUUUCACCUGGUUUUUCAUAAUUUUUGAGCAACGUGCGAUAUAUUUUGAUCAGGACCAACGGAUGGGACGAACCGUUGUGGAACAGUAAUAAGUAAAAUAAGAAGAUAGCGCAUGUAUCUGGAGCAAUAGGUGUGUAAGGGUGGGAGGUGGCGGUGCUAUCAGUGUGCCACGGCGCAACCGGACAGGCGUUUCACGAUGGGGGUGGCUGGAUAGAGGCGCCUAACAGUAGCUGAGUCGCAUGAUCCCUUCACUCGGGUCCGCACGGCUACCGUCGUCUCUGCUCGGCUCUCCGAUCGGAUCUCCGUGUUUCGAAGAAGCGCUUGGCGAGUUUACCGAACCGUUCGUGCCACUGCGCUCGCAUUCGGUUGCGCGAACUCUUCUCGUUUUCGCGCGUGCAACUAUCUCCUCCUUCCUCGCUUGUCACUCGCUCGUCUCUUUGUUACAUCGUUUACCGCGCUCCGUUCCGGUCGUUUUUAUUCGCCACGCGGCGAAUGAAAACGAUGACGUUCUCCAGAGAUCUCACUGAUUCGUGACGAUCAUCGCGUAUCGUUGAGGCGACUAUAUCCUUGCACGCAUGUACUUUUGUUCGUUCAAUAUAAUCGAACAAGGAACAUAAAAUUAUUAACAAGUGUAUGUAGUGUUUCUGUCGAUAUUCUGAAAAGAAAAGUGUAUUGCUGUUGCGUCACAUGUUGAUCUUCGUGAUCUUGCGACGAAUCAUCGAACGAGCUGCUCUUCGUGUUAAGAGUAUUCGAUUAAUUCGAUUCUCUGGAAUGAAUGUAUUGUGAAACAUUGGAGAGAAGAAAGAACAUAGUGUAUCGCAGUUUAUUCACGGCUCUGGGUGGCUCGUCCGCCUUCAUUGGUUUUCCCGCGAUUUUCGCAGCCACCAUCAAGGAUCCGAGUCUCGUACAUUUUCGAGGAGCAUAAGCUUCUAGUGAAACUUGGUAAUCGUUAAAACAGGACCUCCAGGCUGAUCAUUAAAUUUUAAAUGAAUAAGGAAUCUGAUUGCUUCUAACGAAAGAAAGGUGGAGCUUCGAUUCUACGAUCGUAAACCGCUGCCGAGUUACCACAGAUGAUGUAUAUUGGAAAGGAACUUGAGCGUGAACACGAUGUCGUUUGUUUCGAAUUGGUCAUGAUAAACCAACGAACAAAAAGUUAAUUUUUCGCUAAACGGUAAACGAAUCGUGAAUUGAUCGCGAGUGAAUAGCAUAGACGUUACCUAUACGAACCAAUAUUUGAUUUCGAUGUUUCAAGUUGUAAUACAUUUGUUCAAACCACAUCUGUACCUGUUAACGUCAUAACCGAACAUUUUCCGUAAAGAAGAUUUUCGAUACGCGAAUAAUCAUCGAAUGGAAAAUACAACGAAUCGUAAUAACUAAAAUAAAAGAUACUUUUAAAUAUCGCGGCAAGCGUUCAAGAUGUUCGAUUCAUUAGGGCCGACUGGUUCAUUGAUUAGAGGAAGCUGUAAUAGCGACUUAAAGCUAAAGAAGAGUAUAAAAUCCCUUUGCUGAGCGAAAUUGGCUAAUUAAAGCAGUUCAUUUAGCAUUCCACCGUGAAAUCGGUUAAUGUCGCCACGGUGGAGGGAUCGAAGUAGCUACGGUUAUCCGUCUGAGUGGUGUUUGCGUCGGGAUAUACGGCUACAGAUCUGACGAACAGUUGGGAAUCGAUGAAUCGUUUUUUCCCUGGCUAACGUUUCCUUGACACAGGGAUAUCCGUUGAAAGGGGGAAUGAAGGGCCAUCCGGACAGCACGUAGGGACUGGCCCUUCUCGUUUUCGGAGAUGUGGCGCUAUCUACAGUACACUAUCUUCGGGCUUACCGUCAUCCUGCUGACGAUUCAUGAGAUAGUCCUCGUGCGAGCUGGCGAACAAGAGAGGGAGAUCUGGUAUGAGGCAGCGACACGCGCGAUCGAAGCCCGUAUUCGCGCGUCGGCGGCAAGUUCGAGCGUCAGCGGGACGACGCCACCGGGUGGUGUGGCGCGAGGCGUCGUUCUCUUCGUCGGCGACGGGAUGGGGAUGAGCACUCUUACGGCUGCGAGGAUCCUCUCGGGUCAACGUCAUGGAAACACGGGCGAGGAAGCGCAACUCGCAUGGGACAGCUUUCCAGCCGUCGCUCUGGCAAGGACGUAUAACAUGGACGCCCAAGUCGGAGAAUCGUCGGCAUGCGCGACGGCAUUACUCUGCGGAGUUAAAGCCAAUUACGAGACUGUUGGCCUGGACUCCUCUGCACGCUUUGAGAACUGUUAUUCCAGUUUUGAUGCCCGUGUACCGUCCCUUAUCAAUUGGGCGCAGGAACAGGGUAAAUCGACGGGACUGGUUACGACCACGAGGGUGACACACGCUACACCGGCGGCCCUUUACGCUCACGCAGCCAGCCGUUACUGGGAGGACGAUGGCAAGGUGCCACCUGCUGCACGGACCUCUUGCAAGGACAUCGCGCGUCAGCUGCUCGAGGAUGAACCCGGUCGUAACAUCAAUGUGGUGCUCGGCGGAGGUAGGCGUCAUUUCGUGCCGAAAGUGAUCCAGGAUCCGGAAGAGCCGGAUAAGGAAGGCAGGCGAUUGGACGGAAGAAAUCUGAUCGAGGAGUGGUCGAGGAACCAUCGGCUGCGGAACGCAGCCGCGAAAUACGUUGCUAACAAGGAGCAGUUCGAGAACGUCGAUCCACGGAAAGUGAACCAUCUGCUAGGGCUAUUUUCCUAUUCCCAUAUGGACUUCGACGUUGACCGAAACACGAAUGGAAGUGGUGACCCGUCGCUGGCAGAAAUGACGAUAAAGGCGCUCCGUGUUUUGACGAAAAAUCCCGAAGGAUAUUUCCUUUUCGUUGAAGGUGGCAGAAUCGAUCACGCGCAUCACUAUAACAAUGCCUAUCGAGCGUUAGACGAAACACUGGCGCUGGAGGAAGCCGUGAGAGCGGUGAUGAAGGAAGUGGACUUGUCAGAGACGCUUCUCGUCGUAACGGCGGAUCAUUCGCACGUACUCACGCUUGGUGGCCUAGCGACGCAUCGUGGUAAUCCUAUAUUUGGUUCUGACAGCAAGGUGUCGGAUCUUGAUGGACAACCGUAUACAACGUUAUUGUACAGCAACGGACCUGGGUACACGCAGCCGAGGAAUAUUUUACGAGAAGCUGGCAAGGAUUCUAUUCAGACGGCUGGAGUACCACGUGCCUGGGCGACACACGGCGGCGAGGACGUGCCAGUGUUCGCCAUCGGUCCUCUAGCGAAUGUCUUGUUCUCCGGUAGCGUCGACCAGAGCUAUAUACCUCAUGCGAUCUCAUACGCCUCCUGUCUGGGUCACCACGCGAGCCGCUGUUCCCGAGAUUCCAUAUCCAGCAACGACACAAUGAGCGCCCCGAUAAGCUGUCCCUCGGCGGAGCCGAACAGCGCCGCGAUAUCCAGCGAUGUGAUGAAUGACCAGGCCAGAAAUCCACCCACGAAAUCCGGCGCGUCUCUCGAACCGGCUGGCUUCCAUUCGCUAACCAGUGUUCUGCUGCCCCUUAUCCUUGCCAUUCCACCAUGCCUGCUCGAGGGAACGAGUUAAUGCCCGUUAGAACCUCUUCCGGUGAAUAGUUCUCAGUUACGUUCGACCUGAACCACCCCAAGGAAGCUUUCGGAUAAUCUGUCAGGAUAAAGACAACAGGUGAUCCUAAUGAUUUCUCGAGCUGGUCUCGUAUUUCGGGAUUAAAAAGUUUGAACAUCGAAAGGCCAUUCGAGCGGAUGGAACAGCAGAAGAUUCUUCUGGUUUGGGUUUUGAAUCGUAACUCGAUCGAAUCAACCGGAUGAGGGUAAACCGAAGGUCUAUUAAUUCUUUCCUUCGUCUUGGUGGGAAUGAUCGCGGAAGCCUCGUAUAAAACGAGAGAAUAAGUGGCUUGUGAAGAGGAUACGGAAAACGAGUACCAGGAACUAAAUAUAUUCGAAUUUCCGUGCGCACGGAUACGAGCGAAUAAUUUAUCAACUUGGCUCUCGAUACGUCGAGCCCUCGAUCGACUGUAACGCCUAUUCUCCGGUGGAAGCUGUUCACAAAAUCCAGGGUAUAGAUUAAACGGAUGGCUAAUGUACGACGAGGGGCUGUCUCUUAUCUUGUACUGGUUGUUACGUCACCUCGAGGGGAACGGGAUUAAUCCUGGCCCCGGGAGUCUGCUUCUUCCUAGAAACAGCCUUCCAUAAAACGUGUAUACCCAUGUGGAUCGAAGGGGACCUUCGGUUAAUCAGCGUCAAGAGUCAAUAGACGAUCUCGCAUACUACGCGAUCCUGAAGACGUUCCAAAACGGUCGAACGAUCGACUGGAAGAUUAUGGGCCAACCGUUCGAGUAGCGGGCGUGUCACACGUUUCACGCCGAGCGUUUUGCAAACGGGGACACACGAUGGAACGUGAAGUGGUAAUUUGUCGUGGAGCGGAGGUGUGUCCAAAAGGUUUUCAGACUCUAUGGAACGACGUGCGAAAGCUUUCCGCCUAUCUCUCCCUCUCCCCCCCUCUCUCUCUCUCUCUGUCUGUCCCUCUCUCCCCUUCUCUCUCUUUCUCUCUACCUCCCUUCCUCUCCCUGCCGCGGUUCUGCUCACUUCGGCGAACAGUUAAUGACGGUUCUUGCCUAAUUUCGCAAAGAAUUUAGUGUUACCCGGUGAGAGGGUGGGAAUCCAAAGCAGUUCAGAGGACAAUUUGCGACGAUAAUGACUAUCCCAAGGCAGCUCGGUGAACUUCGCCGACUUUCAAAGCUUUCACAGAAUCUAAAUGGGGUUUACAAGUGCUACGUGACGAGGAUACUUCAUCCGAGAUCGGCGAAGAGUUCCCCGAUAGACUCGACUCGGUUCGAUUAAAGGGGUGUCAAACGUGUAGAUCCGGACGCGAUCGCCGAAUGAAAGUGUCGAGAAAGUUGCUCGAAAUUCGUGAAAGUAAUUCUUACAAGAGUGAUGUUACGUUACGUUGCGUUACGAUGUUUUUUCUCGGUUUGAAAAGUGGUUUUGAAGUGUGGUGUGUAAUAGGCUAAGAAUAUUAUUCAUAUAUAUAUAAACUUACAGAUAUCGCAAGAAAUACAUCGAUCGGUUGGUCGUGCCAAUCGUUUCAUUGAAUAUUUUCGUCCUAUGAAAAUUUUAGUUCGUCGAUUUUAAUUCUGUAACGAUGAAAAUGAAAAGAAUGGAGGGUCGAUAAAAUGGAUAUUUCCAUGGGGAAAUAUAUUCUUUUUUUUUUUACUAUUUUUAUUUUUUAGUUUCAUCGAAGUUGAAAAUACAAUCCAUCUCAAUUGGUCGAACAAUUUGCACGAGUGGGAAUAGAUUGUAAAUUUGUAUGAUAGAAUGGAAUUAUAUCAUCAACAACAUUUCAAGAUAAUUCUACUAAUAUCGUGUUUCGAAAGUACUUGAUACGUAGAAACGUGUCCAAUUCGUUUGUUUAAUUUGUUGAAAUUGUUCUACAGUUAUACGUUAUAUAAAAAUCGAAAGAUCGAUUUAACUAUCUUUGACCGAACAAAUUGACUUUUCAAAUAAAUUUUCGGGAAAACAUACAUUAUAACAAUAAAGUUAUGCCGCAAACAGAUGAAAUGCAAAUAAUAUCGGAACUGUUAUAGCGGGCCCCCUCAUUAGCAUUUGAAUGGAAAUUUUGAGAUUCGAAAACGAGCGACUGUCGCUGGGACUCUCAAGAAAAGCGCGUUUAAUUCAAAUGUAUGAUAAUUCGCUCUGUGAUAUCGAGUUUAAUAGCAAUCUCUCGUCAUCUGGAAUUUUCAGGAAACAUUCAAACUUCGUCUCUUUUUUUUUUUUGAUCGAAUUUUGAUCAAAGCAGUGAUUAGAUCGAUCGUGUUUCCCAUAGAAAUGCAAAAAACGAGGAGGAUUGAAGGGAAAAUAAUCGCGAUCGAUCAAAUCUGACACAAACGACCAUUUGCAAAAUCAGAUUCACUUUGAUCCCGGAUUACUAUCCACGUCAAAAAGAAGAUUUUCGAGGCAUUGAACCAUCGAGAUUUCAAAAUUCUUUAAUACACAGUUUAAUACACAAGUUCUUUAAUACACAGUCGUCAUUCGAAUCUAGGUAGAACAAUGCGUCGUUAUUACGAACUAUUCGAAAUUUUAAUUUCAAAUAUCUGAAAUGAUUUUAAUAUUUUAAGCGAUCAAAGAGAUACAUAGUAAUUUGAUUUUGCAUAAAUUUGAAAUAUAUCAGACGUUUUCACGCGAUGAUCUCAAUUUUUCUUUACUUUUAUUAUACCUUUACAUCUAUAUCAAUACCUGGUGUUCGAUCUAUAAUCAGCAUAUCAGAGAGAUUUAUUUGAAUAUGAUGUUUUUCCAUAAGCUCCCUACCAUUGCGAAAUAAAAUCACCGAGAUUGUGCGCAAGCCGAAUCGAAGAUUUUUCAAAAAUAAGUGUUUCUACAUUGCGAAUCACUCUGUUGAAAAUUUCAUAAUGUAUAAAGCGCGGGAGUCGAUAUUUUCGUCGCACGUGUUCAUUGAAACGUUCUAUUUUCAACGACUGCAGAGAUCAGCUACAAAUUCUUCGAUACACGUACUCGUCGGAAACUUCAUUUCGACUUUGGAUAUUUUCAACUUUGUUGUCAGCUUCCCAUUAGACUUGGUAUCAGAAUCGUUACCGUUGGCAAGAAACAAGUUUAUCUAAGCGUAAAUUGUUGCUUGCGAGGGAAGAACGUUAGAACAGGGGAAAUUCGUUUUCGAGAUAUCGCGAAGGGUAAGGUAUUUCGUAGAGGCGAAGCUCGUCUCGUUUAAUUCGUCGUAAAAGAAUUUCUCGUGCGAUGAUGAAAUACACGAAUAAUACUUUAAACGCAAAUGAUACUUUAAGAUAACGCUAUAAAACCAAAUAUAUAUGUCGUUAGGAGGAAACGCUCAUAAGCGCUUCUUUUUUAUUUUUUAUUAUAUUUGGAAAUACAAUUUCUGUUAUUCUGUAUUUUAAUUGCCCAGCUUCAAAUACUUUGUUUUAACCCUCUAUAAUUGGAUUCUGUUUGCUUAUGUGAAAAACGAAUUAAAAUUGAUUACAUUUUCUUAGUUUUAUUUCAAAAUUACAAACGAAUUAUUUUCAAUAACAAUUUUCAAGUCAAAGUGCAAUCCUCAUUGCAGAGGAUUAAUUCUGCAAGAAAUUAUUUGCUCGGAACUUUUGACAUAUCGCUAGCGCUUCUACCUCUAUUCAUUUGCCUUGUUAACGUUUGUCGCUCCUUGUACGUAGAUUCCACGAAUCAUGUUUUUGCAUGCUUACAUGGCACAAGUGCAACGCGCAUGGACGAACUAAUCAAUUUUCGAUUAGUAACAUUGCAAUCGUGAUAAAAACUCGAGUGAACGUUUCUUUGUGAUGUGUAUGUAUUAGAUACAUAUACGAAGAUAUCUGAUAACCAGACGACGUAAAUUGCUGUUACAAAUUUUCUCCAGUUGAAUUACUAGCGAAUGCAUUUGUUAUUAUUAUCGUUAUCUAAUUAGAAUUUAUCGUUAAACUCGAUUGAAAGUUAUUAUUACUCGGAGAUUCUUAUUAAUAUUAUCGCAAAUUUCAAAAUUAUGUUCGUUGCCUGUUAUUAUACGAGACUAUAUGAUAAAAUCGCUAUACUUUAUAAAAUACUCGGUGAAAUAAAGAUUUUCUUUUUUAGAGGAUUCUUUGUUGUCCUUAGGUCGUUAUCGCAAAACGAAGUUUUUGGUCGAAAAACUAGGGUAGAGUUUAUGCAAACGUCAAACGCUAAGAUUUAUGCACAGCUGCACCAACAGACAAUGAUGAAACAAUAGACAGGCAUUCAGGGAAAAACAAACUUGGUCGUGAAGUUUCGAGAAAGAUUUCACGAAGUUAACAACGAAGCUUUAAGCAGGGGGGG